Messenger RNA from Aricia agestis (brown argus), 2346 nucleotides. Its product is annotated as probable cytosolic oligopeptidase A. The coding region runs from base 117 to 2279 and encodes 720 amino acids. Gene Ontology annotation, biological process: peptide metabolic process; proteolysis. Lineage: Eukaryota; Metazoa; Arthropoda; Insecta; Lepidoptera; Lycaenidae. Gene Ontology annotation, molecular function: metalloendopeptidase activity. The transcript has 2 exons. The record is from RefSeq and is a predicted model, not a curated record.
ACUUGGUUAAAAUUAUUGUGCACCUGAAAAUCGGGUUUCGGCAAUUUUAUGCAUUUAUUAUGAAAUAAAAUAUAGAUUUAUCGGUGUAAGUGAAAAUCACAGUUCGAUUAUUCAAAAUGGCUAGUUUUCUACGAAGUUGUGCUAUCACCCGUCACUUGAAGAGACCGUUCUAUCCGAACAGACGUAGCUCUGGAUAUGUUGUGCUUAUUCCAGAAAUUGGAGAGGAUGGAGAUAAAAAUGCUUUGCUGUCUGAAAAUGGAUUACCAGAAUUCAGUGAUGUUACUAUUGAAAAAUGUAUUGCUUCCAUAAGUAAGCAGAGUUUAGAUUACGAGAAUGGUGUCCGCCAAAUAGAGGAAUCGUGCGGUAACUGUAAAAAUGCAUUCGUCGAAAUUUUCGAACCUCUAGAGAAGCUAGACAGUCCCUUAGAACUUACGUGGGGUAUGGCAAAAACGUUAUAUCUCGGGAACAGCUCACUAAUGCCAACAAAAUCAUACAUACAAAUACAUCAGAGAGCCCAUAAGGCAAGGUCUGCCAAAUUCAACAGCAUACCCAUAUACCAGGCUGCUGUUGAUGAGAAAAACCGACUAAAAAAGCUUACUGACGAAGAACAAAGGCUACUCGAUAAAUAUAUCUUAGAAGGAAAACUAAAUGGCUUGGACGUUAAAGGCAUAAAGCGGGAGAGGUUGAAUACUAUUCUCGGUGAAAUGCAAAAAGAAAAACAAACUAUUAGAGAAAAGGUUGAUGCUGCAACAAAAGUUUUCAGUGGUAUGAUUAACGAUGAGGCAGUCAUCAAGGAAUUUCCCCAGAGCCUUGCCAAAUCGAUGUCCGUUAACAAUGACGCCUCUCGUGGACCAUGGAAGAUGUCCCUCGAGCCACAUGUUUACGAGCCUUUUAUGCAGUACUGCCCCGACAGAUCUUUACGAUGGAACAUGUGGCAGGCGAAUGUUCAGCGAUGUUCAGGUUACACUAAAAAAGAACUCGAAACGAGCACAAAUAUCGAAAAAUUACGAGGCCUUAGGCAGGAGCAAGCAAAAAUAUUGGGGUUUGACAGCUUUGUCGAUAUGAGCAUGGAAACAAAAAUGGCUGGUUCCAUGGAAAACAUUUUGAAUGUUCUCGAAGCCAUGCGCGUAAAUGCUAAAUAUAUGCAGGAUCUAGAACUACAGCAAUUGCAAGAAUACGCCCAGGAAAGAGGUUUCAGUGAUAAAUUGGAGCACUACGAUAUUGCAUAUUGGCAGAGAAAACAGAUGUGGUCUCUCUUCAGCUUCGAUGACAACAAAAUACGUGAAUAUUUUCCCCUACCCAAAGUUAUCAAUAGCCUCUUCAAUUUGUGCAGCACAUUAUUUAAAAUACAAAUAGUUGAAAGAUCGAACACCCAAACUUGGCAUAAAGAUGUGAAAUAUUACGACGUUUACGACGACUCCAGUAACCGACCCAUAGCCGGCUUUUAUUUCGACCCCUACGCAAGACAGGACGAGAAAAUUCGCAUUUACGAUGAUGCCGGGUGGCACGUAGCCAUUCGCAAUAAGAGCGCGGUCGCUUCUACACAGCCACUGUCCGCUUUAAUAUUCAAUUUCCAAGCCCCGACUAAUGGAAAACACUCGUUGCUUACGUUCAAAGAAGUGAAUAUUUUGUUUAAGAGAUUCGGCCACGCGCUGAGGCAUUUACUCACUAGAGCAGAAUAUUCCGAGGUGGCGGGAUUAUCGAAUGUGGAAUGGGACGCCGCUGAAGUCUGCGGAUACGUAAUGACCCACUGGCUGUACGAUCCCCACACGAUACGCGCCAUCAGCGGCCACUACACUACCGAGGAACCUCUACCCGACGAGGUAGUGAACAAUUUACAGAACACCCAACGCCAUAUGGCCGGUUUCAAUCUGUGCAAAGAAUUGUAUCUAUCGAGGUUGGAUUUGGAGCUACAUUCGAAAAAGAUCUUCUGGCGCGACCUGGUGAGAGAGAUAUGGUCGGAGUACAACACGUUACCGUUCGAUAAAUACGAUUCGCACGUGCUGUCGUUCACGAGGAUAUUUUCGGAGGAGUGGGGCGCCGCGUACUACAGCCACUUGUGGUCGAAAAUGAUCGCGGCUGAUGUGUAUAGUGCGUUCGAGGAGUCUCGAAAGGCCAAUCAGGACGUCAUUGCUGUUGGAAAACGAUACAGAGACACAUUCUUAGCCGCCGGUGGCAGUUGCCAUCCCGCCGAAGUCUUCAGAAGAUUCCGCGGACGAGACCCAUCGCCACAAGCGUUAUUAGAUGAUCUUGGACUUUCCAAAACUAUAGAGGAAUAGUGUUUUUGAAAGAUUAUUAUUAUUAUAAAUUGUAUAUUUAUUAAAAUAAUAAAAUUACUGUAACUCC